Messenger RNA from Penicillium diatomitis, 4113 nucleotides. Its product is annotated as ABC transporter ATP-binding protein. Gene Ontology annotation, molecular function: ATP hydrolysis activity; ABC-type transporter activity; ATP binding. Gene Ontology annotation, biological process: transmembrane transport. The record is from RefSeq and is a predicted model, not a curated record. Bases 1 to 4113 code for a protein of 1370 amino acids. NCBI's taxonomy places the organism in Eukaryota, Fungi, Ascomycota, Eurotiomycetes, Eurotiales, Aspergillaceae. Gene Ontology annotation, cellular component: membrane. The transcript is spliced from 2 exons.
AUGGUAGAUGUCACGAACAGAAAUGAAGACGAAGGUGGGAAGUCAUCCUCCAUGAUCACGCGAUUCAAAACCAGCUACUCCGCUGGCGGAAAGCCCUUUGCCUACAUUCGUCUUCUCUUCUCCCUCGACUACACCAAAACCGACGUCCUACUUAUCAUCUGCGGCGUAUUUUUCUCGAUUGCGGCUGGCCUUCCAUUUCCCCUUCUUGGGAUAGUGUUUGGUGAUUUGAUCAAUGAUCUCAACACAGCCACUUGUUCCGCUUCUUCACAAGCAAAUCCCGACGUUUCAGGAAGCGUGAGGCAAAAAGUGCUUUAUGUCAUCUAUAUCACAAUCGCCAAUUUUUGCUUCAUCUACAUCCACUGCGGAUGCUGGAGUUAUACCAGUGAACGAAUCGCUCGGCGGUAUCGGAGGCGAUACUUUGAAAGCAUUAUCAAGCAAGAGACUGGCUUUAUCGAGGCCAUGCGAGCCGGUGAUGUGGCUGCGAGACUGGUUGGAGAUAUCCAAGUCGUGCAAGCCGGGACUUCUGAGAAAGUCGGACUUGUCAUCAGCACCCUGUCCUACUUCGUGACCGCAUACAUCGUGGCCUUUAUAAAAGUGCCGCAGAUUGCCGGGAUGCUUGUAUCUGUUGUGCCCUGCUUUUUCUUCAUGUCACUUGUCGGCGGGCACUACAUUAAAAAGUAUGCCAGCCAAAUUGAUGAGCAUGUGGGUGCAGCGACAUCGCUUGCUUCUUCAAGCUUGUCGCAUCUACCUCUAGUGCACGCCUUCAGCUCAAAUGAACGCCUGGAAAUGCUUUACGCAAAAUACCUCUCACAGUCAAAAUCUCCGGCAUUCAAAAAGGCCGCCACCCACGCUGCUCAGCUUGGACUUUUAUACUUCAUCGCGUAUUCCGCGAAUGCCUUGUCAUUCUGGGAAGGCUCACGGUUGAUUGCUGAUGCCGUUAAAAAUGGCGGCAAGGGGACCUCUGUUGGUGCUGUGUACACGGUGAUCUUCGUCCUGAUUGACGCCUCCUUCAUUCUCAGUCAGGUUGCUCCAUUUUUGCACGUCUUUGCGGCGGCAGCGGGGGCGUCCGAGAAGCUGAUGGCGGUCAUCAACCGUGACUCCAAGAUUGAUGGAACAGCUGACGGCGGAGACCGAUUCGCGCUCUUUGGCACCGAAGACAUCAUCUUUCAUGACGUGCAUUUCAAAUAUCCAUCUCGUCCUGACGCCCCCGUCUUGCAGGGUGUCAAUUUGACGAUUCCGCCUCGCAAACACACCGCCAUUGUGGGGCCAUCUGGAGGAGGUAAAUCUACUGUCGUUGCUCUUCUUGAACGAUUUUUUGAUCCUGAUGCGGGUGAAAUCACCAUCUCCAAUCAGGUCUUCCCAAGAUUGAAUGUUCAAUAUCUUCGUGGGAGCAUUGGAUACGUUCAACAGGAGCCGUCUCUGCUCAACCGAAGCAUUUUGGAGAACAUUGCGUAUGGUCUUUUGACAUCUGGAAAUGAGAAGCACCGACAAUGGUCACCGUUCAUCCUCAACUCAUCUUUGGAAAACAUAGUCAACGAUAUACGCCAAGGCAUUUCCGAAACGGAAGCGCUAGAGAAAGCUGAUCCCGAAAUUGCCUCUCUCGUCGCACAGGUCCGACAAGCGGCUGCGGACGCCAAUGCCCUGAACUUUAUCGAUGCUCUCCCGUAUGGACUCGCAACCCAGGUUGGCUCCUCUGGAAGUCAGAUGAGCGGUGGUCAAAAGCAACGCAUUGCACUCGCCCGGGCUCUUGUACGCGAACCAGCCCUGCUUAUUCUGGACGAGGCCACUGCCGCCUUGGAUUCGACGAGUGAGAAGUUGAUUCAAGAUGCGCUCGCUAAACUUGCUGGGCGUAUCACCAUGGUGUCUAUUGCGCAUCGUUUAGCGACAGCCAAAGAUGCCGACAAGAUCGUUUUCAUGAGCAAAGGCACAGUGAUCGAAGAGGGCAGCCAUUCCGAACUUCUUAGCCGGGGCGGUCCUUACUCUGAGAUGGUUCGACUCCAGAAUCUCCACAAGUUGAGCCCAACAAUUAUCUCACCAGAAGAGAGCAUUCUCGAAGCCCAUGGACGCAUGAUGGACGAUCGGGAAAGUCUGACUGAAGUUGAGGAGAAAUUGACUGGCGUGAACGUUAUUCAACAAAUCAAAGACGGCAGCUCCCCGUCGUCUGCAUCGACUUUGAGUGAAGACACUCCGAAGCAGGAACGAGGAAUUAUUUCUUCCAACAAUGUGAAAAAAUCUGGCAACAAGACCCGCAACAAACGGUUCACGACCCGACUCACCAUUGGCUUACUUCGCCCAAAUUUGGGAUACGUACUGCUUGGACUUGCUAUGUCCGUUGUGAUCGGUGGGAGCUAUACCGCGGAAGCGGUCAUAUUUGGCCAUACUAUUGGCACUUUGAACCCAUGUGUAGGUGCAGAUGGAAUCAGACAUGGCGGUCACCUCUAUGGGCUCCUCUUUUUCAUCAUGGCACUGGUGGAGUUUUUUGCAAACGUGAUUGGCGGCUGUGCAUUUGGAUGGGCAGCUGACAAAAUUCUCUAUCGCAUUCGCGUUUCGUCGUUGAAGUCGCUUCUAAGUCAGACCGUUCAGUGGCACGGUAUGGACGACAGGACUCCUGCAACACUCAUCACAUACAUCACUGGCGAUGCCACCGCUUUGAGUAGCAUUACGGGUACUACGAUUGGCCUGCUUCUAGCUACAGCAGUGAACUUGGUUGCGGGGCUCGUUGUAUCCUUCGCCAUUGCCUGGAAGAUAGCCAUUGUUCUGCUCCCUACGAUUCCUGUGUUGCUCAUUUCAGGAAUGAUGAAGCUUCGAACCCAAGCGAAGUUCGCAGAACGCCAUGAAAAGGCCUUCACACAAGCAACUGCCUUGACCGUAGAAGCAGUCGAUAGUAUUCGAACUGUCUCUGCGUUUUCACUAGAAAAGCAGUGCUGCACGCUCUACGAACGUGCUCUGGAGGCGCCUUACAAAGAAACCCUGUGGUCGAUCGCUUUUGGCAACUUCUUCCUCGCUUUGGCUUUCAGUAUCAGCAAUCUAGUCUACGCCUUGGCAUACUGGUGGGGGACGAAGCAGAUUGUCGAAGGUCUUUACUCGCAAACUCAGUUUUUCAUCGUGCUGCCGGCGCUCCUGUUCAGCUCGCAGUCUUGUGGUCAGAUGUUUGCUCUGGCACCCGAUAUUUCCAAGGCAAAUCUGGCAGCGUCGAAUAUUGCAGAGCUCUUGACAACACAUUCCGCCGAUGAUGAACUGAAUCUCGACACCUCCUCUAGCUCCAAGGAUCAUUCCAGCCACCUCCACGAGAAGACUGUUGACGUUGAAGAGGGUCAGUCUGGCUUUGUCGAUUCUUUGACGUCAGGAACACCCCUGCCGAUGAAUGGAAUUGGAGCAGAAUUGCAAAACGUUUAUUUUGAAUAUCCUUCCCGCCCUGGACGACCGGUCCUACGGGGACUCAGCCUGAAUAUUCAACCGGGCAAAUUCUAUGCUCUGGUCGGCCCGAGUGGUUCCGGAAAGUCCACCACCUUCGCUAUGCUGGAACGAUUUUAUCGUCCAGAAUCUGGCUCGGUCAUUAUCGAUGGUGUCAAUAUCACCCGCCAGAUCGGCACACAGUUCCGGGACAAUAUUGCGCUCGUCCCUCAAGAGAACGUGCUGUUUGAAGGAACGAUUGCUUUCAAUAUAGGUCUUGGUGCACGACCAGGCCAUCAUCCCUCACAACAAGAGAUUGAAGAGGCAUGCCGAAUGGCUAACAUACACGAGGUCAUCGAGGCUCUUCCAGACGGGUACGAGACAUAUUGUACACAUGAUGGAAAACAAUUCUCGGGUGGCCAACGACAGCGCUUGUCAAUUGCACGAGCCUUGGUUCGGCGACCUCGAAUGUUGCUUUUGGACGAGUCGACCAGUGCACUUGACGUCGAGUCGGAGAAGAAGAUUCAGGAUGCACUCAAUACAUUGGCCGGUCGCACAACGAUCGUUGCAAUCGCCCAUCGACUCAAUACUAUCCAUCGGGCGGAUUGUAUUUUCUUCAUUGAGGAAGGACGAUGUGUUGCGCACGGCACACAUGACGAACUCGUUCAACGGAAUGAGACUUAUCGGACGAGUGUCUUGCAUCAGUCUCUGGAGACGUGA